Messenger RNA from Prunus armeniaca (apricot), 720 nucleotides. The record is from the annotation of a GenBank genome assembly. NCBI's taxonomy places the organism in Eukaryota, Viridiplantae, Streptophyta, Magnoliopsida, Rosales, Rosaceae.
AUGAACGAGGGAGAAGUAGUACAUCAUGUUCCUACUAUGUCCGAGCUCGUGCCAUUCAACCAUUUGCCUAUCGAACGAGAAAAUGAUACUUUGCACCCGAUAAGUGGUUCAGGUGCUAGUCUAAGAGGUUCGUUUGCACAGCCACAUUUAUUAAAGCCGGCUAAUCAUGCAUCAACUUAUGAAAUGUCAUGUGGGGAACCCAAAUUAGGUGUUGCGGACAAAACCCUUCGCAAAGCUGCAUUAGAAAGGCUUCCUUCAUUCAAAGAUGAGCUUGGCAAAUUGUUGACUAUCCUUGACAAUGUGGGGGCGGACGUCUCAUCUUUACAAGGCAUGAUCGAUGCACUUAUGGUAACCACGGUUGACUAUCAUUCUGCACACUCUACUUACACCCAAAAGCUAUCUCCCGAGGCUCAGAGUGAUCGUUUAGCUGCAGUUGACUCUUCACUUUCUAUUGCCUUGGCUUUGCAACAAGCUGAAGAGACUCAUCAGUUUUCUGUACUUGAUUGUAUUCAAUCUGCCAACAUGAGCAUAGAGGAGUUGAAGAGAGAACAAGAACAAUUGGAGUUGAGACUGCAUCAACUAAAUAAAUCACUUUCAAAGAGUGAUGUACAGCUUUCUUAUCAUUUUCGUGAGGUUACCCGCUUGAGAGAGGAUAAGAUUGCGAUUGAAGGAGCUCCUGUACUAUCUGCUGCAGAUGUCGAGACUUUAGAUACAUUAUGA